This is a messenger RNA of Nematostella vectensis (starlet sea anemone), 5336 nucleotides long. RefSeq names its product calmodulin-A-like. Lineage: Eukaryota; Metazoa; Cnidaria; Anthozoa; Actiniaria; Edwardsiidae. Gene Ontology annotation, biological process: spindle assembly; centrosome cycle; microtubule nucleation. Gene Ontology annotation, cellular component: mitotic spindle microtubule; HAUS complex; centrosome. The transcript is spliced from 7 exons. The record is from RefSeq and is a predicted model, not a curated record. Gene Ontology annotation, molecular function: enzyme regulator activity; calcium ion binding. The coding region runs from base 174 to 857 and encodes 227 amino acids.
CCACUGAAUCGUUAACGCGGGAAGACUAAAACUUUGUUUAUCGUUCGAAACGAAAGAAAAGCAGAUUCAAACCUCGUAAUUUUCCCCGCGCUGUACCCUUGCAAAAAUCCUUAGUUAUAGUCUUCGCAAAAAAAAGUUCCUUAUUAAGACUACGGCUACCCCAUAAUCUGAAGAUGCUUCGUAACUCUACGCUUGAUAGUCUAAAUACGAGCGCGACAGUUAAUCCUUGGUCGCCAUCCUCGACGUUUGUCAACUUGGGGUCUCUUCACAGAUUUCUUUCACUAGCUGAACAAACCGGUCAUUUUACUAAGGAUUUAGACUCUCAUGAUGAAGUAGUGAAGCUUGCUCAAGAGAAAUCUCGUUCUAUCAUCAUGAUUCAGAUUUUGAAGGAAAUCACAAGACUUGGCCAGUCACUAGAUAAGAUUAAUCUGGAAAUCCAGAGACAUGUGCGUGACCUAGAGACCAUUGACAUCACAGAUGUUGACAAAAUAGGGAAGAGGACUUUUCAAAUGCAGCAAGUCUCUACCCACCUCUCAGCUAUCAGCACCCAUAAGGAUGAUCUAAUUACCAGACUACAGGAGCCGUUUGUUGGCAAUUACCUGGUCAUUGAUGCUGCAUAUCACAAGGAGGCGUCAAUGACAUUACCAGAACUGGCAUCAUGCCUGGCAGCUUUCCCCAAACACCUGGAAAACAUUGACUGGUCAAACAGCACCAACAUCAUGGAUGGCAGACUGGAUAAUGUCUUAGCAGCCAUAGAGUCCUCAUUUGCAGACUUAGAGAGUCAUUUUAGAGCGGCCCAGAAAAGUAGAAAAGCCAUGAAACAAAUGCAGGAGAUCUGUGCUAUCAAGCAACAUUAGAUGCCCAAGAUUAAAAUGCGCCUUGAUGCAUUCCUUCAGCGAUUUCUUUGCGAUGACGACAAAUUCCUCGUAUCCCAGCUUGCCGUCACCAUCCUGGUCGAGCAUUCCUAUAAGCUCCUCUGCCUCAUCUUGUGUCAGGGCGUCUCCAAGAGUUGUGACGGCCACGCGAAGCUCCUCCGCAGAAAUGUACCCGUCGCCAUUACGGUCAAAUACCCUGUGAUGUUAAAAAAAUUAUAUUAAAUUAAAACAUCCGUGAUGGGGCGAGUAGGCGUGGAGGCGAGCACGUUGCCCAAAGGUGGAGGAGUCGAUGGAGAAUCUGAUGCGGCCGGGGAGGACGUGGAGUUGAUGUGGAGUUGAUGGUGGAUAGUUCGAGUUGCGCUCUUGUUAGCUCUAACUGGAGUUUUAAGCUAUCUUGCUUGACUUUUUCCAGUUGCAGUUGUUGGGUCAGUCGGUUGUGGGGGUUGUGCCGCAAUGGCGCCUGCCAUCUCAGGCAGAUUUAACUCAAUAUGCGCCGAGAUGUCGGCGAUAUCCUGGUUUAUCGGGGAAAGUGCUUGCUUUUGUAUUGAUUUAGUUUACGAAGACGAGCAAAGAAGACGAGCAAAAGUAUUUGGAGUAAAAAAAAUGGAUGCUCUCUGCGUGGCAAACGUUUAAGGGUAGAAAUAUAUUAAAACAUUUGUCCCAUAUCGGUCAUUGUACACAUAAGCGAUCUCAUCCGUCGCCAUUACGUUCAAAUUCCCUGUGAUGUUAAAAAAUAAUGCACCUGUCAUAUUUGCUGCGAUUUUUAAUAUUCUGCGAAUUCUUGUGAACAAUUGCCAACCCGCUUCCUGGCUCCUGCCAUUCAAACUGACUGAAUUACAUUUGGUGCCUUUUGAUUGGUCAGCGGCUUGCAGAGAGUUGUCGUGAUUGGAAAACCAUUUUGGUGCUAGCUAAUGAAUUCGCUUCAAGGAUGUCCAAUGACAGAAGGCGAUUUGAUUGUUCGGAAUAGUCGCGAAGAAUAUUGAAAAGUGGAGCAACACAGUUACAAUAUCGGUCAUUCUACACAUACUGAUGGCAACCUGAAGGAGGUCUCGAAGGCACUAUGAAUAAUUGAUCGCCAGCCAGGGGUGAAAUGACGAGAACUUAACUCAGUAAAUAAUUACCCUUUUUAUAUUUAUUUUGCCUGUUUUUAAGCCUGAUUUUCAGAAGCUUAUGAGAAAAAAAAAUCAAGAAUGAAUACGAUAUAUUUGUCUACCUUUAAACGGUCAACCCCUAUUAAGUGGCCAUAUCUCGCGGUUCUUCCAAGAGUUGGCCGCUUAAUAGAGGUACCAAUGUAAAAAUGUAUGAAUGAAUAAAUACAACACUUUGAAAGAUUUAAUGCCGAGAUCAAAUCUUUUAGCCUUUCCCCUUAAGUAGUUGCUCUUGCAAAUAAGCAACACUUCCUCAUUUUCCCCUCGUCGUGUACAAUGAAGACAUUUUAAUCUUUCUGCCGCAAGCCAAAAUUCACAGAUGAAGGAUAUUCUAAUCAUCCUUUUGUUUCGUACAAUUCAUAAUCAUUCACAGCCAGAGAUCCGGUAUUUAUGAAGGAAGCUUCCUUCAUAUUAAGGGCAGGGAUUAUCAUGCAAAACAUGGCUGUCGAAAGUAAUAAAGUUAGCACGCAGGUGGCUUAAAAAGGAAGUCAAUUCUUUGCAUAACGUCGCAAUAUUAUUGCCAAGUGAUCUUUUUUUUCAAAAUAUUAUCUUAUUAUCGUAGCUUUGUGUAGUUUCUGAAUCAACAGGAUAACAGAGAAGAAAGAAUAGUUUGACCAUUUUAAACCCCUUAAAAAACGGAUUUCAAGACAAACUGCGUCGUAGUCGUUUUUUUGCACGGAUCCCUUCACAUGGGCAGUAGGAAUGGAGUUUGUCAUCGUGAACGUGUCAAAACACUUUUUCAUCAUUACGGUGAAAAACUCUUUAAGGUUUAAACACAAAAGUAAAUAAAAUGUUACGAAGGUCACUGCCGUUACCAUAACGGCCGAUACACUGUUAGAUUAAAAAGUAAAUUGACAAACACCGAAAUUUGCUCUAACAUCGUUUAUCUUGUUUAACUUCUCGAGCGGCAUACUCUCUGUGUAGCUAAAAAAAUCCGGUCGAGCGGGGUUGCGAUAAUAUCUGAGCUGCUAAUUUAAAAGCACCGUGGAACCCAAAGACUGCAAUGCGCUGAAACGAGCGGAAACAUCACUUGCCAAUCAGGAAAAUAACCCGCGGGUAAACGUUCACGACGCUUGCUCAAUUUCCACAGUCAGCUCCCUGCAGAGAGUGACCAUAAGUUUAACUCAUAGUCUAUCUAGGCCUUUUUCUGGAUAUCUGAAUAUCGCGUUAUAUGAAAGUACAGGGGCCCGUACAGGUGCAUGUGAAGCGGAAACGGCAACCUUUCAAAUACAAGGCCUCUUUUUAUUUUUCUCUCGCUGACCCGCUGAACUCAGUCUUUGUGGUUUGCGAGAAAAAAAUCCUUCAUUCUCGGAACCAGUUCUUUAGUUUUAAAGGCAUGACGCGAUACAUUGUGUAAAGAACGUAAAGGUAACCUUCACAACUGAUCUUUCACUUUCAUUCGUUUUCAUUCUAUUUCAAUUUCCGUAAUAAAAUAAAAUAAGAAAUGUGUUUUUUUAAGUAAUUUCCUAUGGAGAACAAAAUUUCUAAGGGUUUUCGUUCUUUUUGGGGCUAAAUUUGUAACAUUUGAUAGGACUGAAACACAAAGGUUUUUGCAGUAUCGUGUUAUAAAUAUGAAACAGGCACACCCUAUUGAAAUUAGACUACCAAAAUUGUCCCUAUUAAAAUUAAUCCUUUGCAAAUAUCAGUUUAUGAGAAUAAGAGCCGGCAUAAAAUACGUACGUUGCCUCAAUAUACUUCUACGUAAAAAAUGUUGUAAAUAUUACAAAAACAAGAAACACAAAGAAGGCCCUAGGUUCGAACCUGGGGUCCUUUUUGCAAAAUAUCAAUAUUAUAUUCAGGCUAGCUUGUUUUUCUUCUCAAGUGGUAAAUUUUAAGUAGACCGUUGCACGUUGCAUACAGUAUGACCCGUGGUCAUACUGUAUCUUUUUUUAUCUUUUAUUUAUCUUUUUUGCUUCUUAAUUAUAGAUAUUUUAACACUGUACAUAUACCGUCUGGGCGCUCGAGUGUCCGGCUAGGCAAACAGAUUUUCAGACGUAGGUUUAAUUGCAGGAAAUUGCAGUAUUUGUUUGGUGGUAGUCUAUUUUGAAGUUCAAAUGUAUAAAGGAGGUAUGGUGGACAACAAAAUAUCCAUCUUGUUUUUGUUUAUUAGGAAAGGGUUUUCCUUUUUAUGUUGUAAUUGAUUUCAUAAUUGAAUUUCUAAACCCUUACGGAUAUUUUAUUUGCGUUUCUUACUGGUUUAGAAUGCGGUUUUCCUAAUAAUCUACGUAUAAAAAGUGUCGAAUUUAGAUAACAGUCAGCGACAUUUGGGAGAAACCGCAAUUUAUAGCACUUGUUCUAUUGACAAUGCAAAACAAUAUCUGUUGGGAAACAUUAAAAACAAUUAUCCCAGCUGGUGUUAGAUAACGGCUCAUUUGAUUUAGCGAUGUUUUUUUUAAUCGUAAAUAUAUAUUUUUUAUUUUAGGAAAAGUUCAAAUAGAAGUUUCAUUAUUGAUAUCCUAGGAUUUCAAGAGCGGUUAAAUUAAGCCGACUGCAUUUUUUACGGUUUAUGCACUCAAGCAGAAUUAUUAGCAACUAAGAUAUUUAACAAUGUUCUAAAUUACACAUUUUAGAUGCUAGCGAUAUAUUAUUUGGUUACUCCAAAGCGUUAUAUGAUAUGUAAAUCAGGUUUCGAAAUGGGAAUUUGUAAGAAAGGAAGUGCGAAAUCGGUAUUUUUGAAACUCUCUUAAAUUUCUAUUGGGUAAUAGUACUUAACAUGAGCACUGAUGGGUUUAAAGUCUUAGCAAAUAGGUAGAAAAAUGGGAUAUCGAACGGCUAAUGAAACUGCGCAUUUGAGGUAAAGAAUAUUUCUUUCUUCUUGGCUCAUGAUAGAGAAAUGGAAAUUUAAAAAGCGGGUUUAAUCAUGGAGCACUUUCCAUCUCUAUUAGUUUUAAUGAAGCAAACCUGACACCUCCAGAAAGUGUGAAAUUUUCAAAACCACUGACGACGACGAUUCAAAAUUUGAAUUCCAGACAGAAAUAUAAGACUCGCAUAAAAUUUAUACGAAUGGUUUAUGAAAUAAGACUUCAACGUCUAUAUAAUAUAUGUUAGAAGUUUUUUUACUAGCAAAAAAAAACCCUGAAAAAUAGAACAGAGAUUUAAAAAUUUAGUUAAAAAUAUAUAUUUAAAGCAACUUGAAUAAUUAGAAAAAGAGGAUUUUGUUUUGCUGGUAACUUCUCUGAAAUUGAUUUAGAAAUGAACAAGCUAUUAGAUUGUGAAUUGGGUUAAAGAAACAGGUAGAAAAGAUCAUGUUUUGAUUUAAAGUUUACUUCAAUGUUACACGAGAACCGAGUACUUUUUACUUAAAAAAUAUUUA